Messenger RNA from Brienomyrus brachyistius, 3112 nucleotides. Its product is annotated as extracellular calcium-sensing receptor-like. The record is from RefSeq and is a predicted model, not a curated record. Gene Ontology annotation, molecular function: G protein-coupled receptor activity. Gene Ontology annotation, cellular component: membrane. Gene Ontology annotation, biological process: G protein-coupled receptor signaling pathway. NCBI's taxonomy places the organism in Eukaryota, Metazoa, Chordata, Actinopteri, Osteoglossiformes, Mormyridae. Bases 35 to 2620 code for a protein of 861 amino acids. The transcript is spliced from 6 exons.
GGGAGUCCCCCGUCUUCCAGCUUCUCGCUCCAACAUGCUUGCUCGCGGUGCUGCUGCAGUGGCCCUCCUCCUGGCUGCGGCCACCACUGACACUGGGACCCCCGCCAGGUGCCUUCACCUGGGCGACUUUGUGCUGCCGGCUCAAGAGGCAGCUGGAGACAUCUUGAUCGGGGGGCUGUUCCCCCUGCACAUCGUCGUGUCCGAGCCAGAGCUGCCCUUCACUAAGAGACCCCGGCAGGGCCGGUGCUCGGGCUUUGACUUCCGGGCAUUUCGGUGGCUCCAGACCAUGGUGUUUGCGAUCGAGGAGAUCAACAGAGACCCUGACCUGCUUCCCGGCAUCCAGCUGGGUUACCGGAUCCUCGACAGCUGUGAUCAUGUCCAUACAGGCCUGAGGGGGGCACUUUCGCUGGUCAAUGGCUCGUCAGGGUGGGCGGAUGCCGGCCGCCCCUGCCUGACCGAAGCCCCUGUGCCGGCUAUAAUCGGCCUAGCGUCGUCGUCCCCGACGCGGGCCGUCGCACAGACCCUCGGCCCCUUUGACAUCCCUCUGGUCAGUUACUUUGCCACGUGUGAGUGCCUGAAGGACAGACGGCAGUUCCCCUCCUUCCUGCGCACGGUGCCCAGCGACCUCUUCCAGGUGCGGGGGCUCGUCCAGCUGGUGGCGCACUUCGGCUGGCGCUGGGUGGGUGCCAUCGGGACGGAGGACGACUACAGCCGCUACGGGAUCCAGGCGUUCCAGGAGCAGCUGGCGGAGCGGGGUGGCUGCCUGGCCUUCUAUGCCACGCUGCCCAAAGCGGAGAACCCUGAGCGACUGGCCGACGUGGCCGACGCCCUGGAGGCCUCUAGCGCACGCGUCAUCCUGGCCUUCUCCACCGAGGGCCAGCUCUACGGGCUGCUGAGCGAGGUGGCACGCCGCAACCUGACAGGCCACCAGUGGAUCGCCAGUGAAGCCUGGGUGACGGCCAGCCUCCUCUCGGGGCCACAAUUCCGGGACACGCUGGCCGGGACGCUGGGCUUUGCUUUCCGGAGCGCCUCCAUGCCAGCCUUGGGUGACUUCCUCCUUCGCGUGCGGCCCUCGCCUGCACCCAGCUCCGUCUUCAUCAACGCCUUCUGGGAAGAGCUCUUUGGCUGUAGGCUGGACUUCACUGGGGGUGCUGAUGAGGCCCCGGGGUCCAACCAGCCCUCUUGCAGUGGAGCCGAGGAUGUAAGGGGCAGGAAUAGCGUGUACUCAGACGUGUCGCAGCUGAGGGUCUCGUACAAUGUGUACAAGGCCGUGUACGCCAUCGCUCACGCCCUGCACCACCUGCUGCGCUGCGACGGCCCUGGGGAUAGUGCAGGGAACCGGAGCUGCGGGGCUGUGCUGCCCUUCCAGCCACGACAGUUGCUCUCCUACCUGAAGAGAGUGAAUUUCACCACCAAGUUCGGGGAGAAGGUUUAUUUUGACAGCGACGGGGAGCCCGUUCCUCUGUACGACAUCGUCAACUGGCAGAGGGACAGCAGGGGCAACAUCAAGUUCAAGACUGUGGGGACUUUUGAUGCCUCUGCUCAGGUGGGGGAACAGCUCAGGAUGGACCAGUCCACCAUCGUGUGGAUGGGGGGGGAGACACAGGUACCCAUCUCCGAGUGCAGCCACAGCUGUCCCCCUGGAACCAGGCAGGCCUCGCGACCCAGGGAGCCCAUCUGUUGCUUCGACUGCCUCCCCUGUGCAGAUGGAGAGGUCAGCAACCAAACAGGCUCCACAGAGUGCAUGAAGUGCCCCCAGGACCACUGGUCAGACCCAGACAGGGUGGCCUGUUUGCCCAUGCUGGAGGAGUUCCUGUCCUUCCAGGACAUCUUGGGCAUUGUUCUGGCCUUGCUGUCGGUCCUCGGGAUCGCCAUGACGCUGGUAGUCGCGGGCAUCUACUACCGGUUCCGGGGCACGCCAAUCGUGCGCGCCAACAACUCGGAGCUGAGCUUCCUGCUGCUGGUGUCGCUGGUGCUCUGCUUCCUGUGCGCCCCUCUCUUCAUCGGCCGACCUUCGCCCUGGUCAUGCUGGACGCGGCAGGCCACCUUCGGCGUCGCCUUCGUGCUCUGCAUCUCCUGCAUCUUGGCCAAGACCAUGGUGGUGUUGGUGGCGUUCCGGUCCACCAUACCUGGAUCCAAUGCUGUGCGGCUUUUUGGGCCCAUCCAGCAGAGGGCGCUCAUCUUCUCCUGUACAGCCGUCCAAGUGGUUCUGUGUGUGUCAUGGCUGACUUGGGAUCCACCUUCACCCAUUAAGAACACAUCCUACCAAGCCGGACAGAUCAUUCUGGAGUGCCAGGAUGGUGCAAUCCUUUACCUGGUGCUAGGCUACAUCGGCCUUUUGUCCUGCAUCUGUUUUUGCCUCGCCUUCCUCGGCAGGAAGCUGCCAGACACCUUCAACGAGGCCAAACUCAUCACCUUCAGCAUGCUCAUCUUCUUUGCUGUAUGGAUCUCCUUCAUCCCUGCCCACCGCAGCUCUCCGGGAAAAUACACUGUUGCUGUGGAGAUCUUCGCCAUCCUGGCAUCCAGUUUUGGCCUCUUGCUCUGCAUAUUCCUGCCUAAAUGUUUUAUCAUCUUACUCAAACCCGAGAAGAACGUCAAGAAAGGCAUGGUGAGCAAGUAGGGCCUCCAGGCAGGAGAUGACGCCAUGUGGAAGUCAAACAUCUCAAAACUGAAUAUGGCUAAAUGUCGUGGUAUUAAUAGAUUGCAGGAGAAACCAUGACAAUGCAUGUUCUGACAAACUGAUGUCAUGCAUAAGUUUAUUAUAACACUGGUGUGUAGCCAGAAUUUUACACCAAAGAAAACCAUGUAACACUUUACUUGAAGGGGCAAAUGUAAGUUAGUAACUCAAUUUCUACUCAAAUAUAAAUUAUGAUUGAAUAUAGUAACAUAAUGAAAUACAUAAACUGUCAUGGCCGAUUAAUGAUGAACGAACAUCUGAUCAGUACUUAACUAACACUUAGCUACUGAUUAAUUAAUCCCUUAAGUACGAGUGUACUAAUGUGUUAUUUGUGCCCCCUCAAAGUGUGGCCAAAAACAAUUUGUUUCAUUAUGUUAGUUCUCCUUAACACAGAAUAGCUGUCUUUCUGGUUUACGAAGUGUGUGAUUGUAUCAC